ACCAGUUCAGUUGUCUUCGACAUCUCAUGGGCCCAGGAAGAGUGAAUUAAAAAGUGGAUAGUUUCUUUUCUUUAAUUAAAAGAAAGAAAAGAGAACAAAAAUGGGGAUCCUUAAUCAAGUGCUCGGGACUGGAAUAGCCUGCUACAUCUGCAUGACGAUGGGAAUCAUGUUUGCCUGGCCCUCGUGUACCCUCAACUUAUUCCAGUCAGCCAACACGACACUCUCGCGGCCCAUGUCUGAUGGGGAGUUGUCUCUAUUCGGCAGCCUCUCCUGCAUCGGCGCCCUGAUCAGCACCCCGCUCACUGGCUUCAUGCUGGACAGGGUGGGCAGGAAGUACUGCGCUGUUGCCUCCGCUGCUACUCAUGUUAUGUCUUGGAGUCUGAUAGCGUUUUGCAGUCAAGUGGAGGUGGUACUAUUCUCCAUCUUCCUCUGCGGCGUCGGUGGCGCGGUGGUUCUCAUCGUCCCAGUCUUUAUAGGGGAGAUCUGCCAGGAGUCUAUACGGGGGGCCAUGACGUCAGGCUCAAUGGUCUUCUACGCGAUCGGCAUGCUCCUGUCUUACCUGCUGGGCGGCAUCCUGGAGUACAAGACCAUGGUGUAUGUGUGCAUGUCGCUGUCAGUUGUGGGGCUGCUGCUGCUGACGGCUUUGAAGGAGACGCCCAUGUUCCUUAUGAUUAAAGGAUUGGAUCAGGAAGCAGCUAAAUCGUUCGCGUUCUACAGAAACGCGAUGGUGGAUUCUAAAGAGGUCCUUCAGGAGAUGGAGAAGCUUCGACGGGCUUUCAACCCAGACUUGGAUGAAGAGAAUACAACUCCAGAAGAAGAAAAGUUGAAAGUGGAUGAAAAACCCGUCGAGACUGAAAAGCCAUCCUUAUGGCAAUUCGUUAAAAAAUCCCGAUCUACUCGUCAAGCGAUGUUCGUAACACUGACCCUGAUCACAGCAGCAGUCUUCCAGGGUUUAGUGGUACUCCAAGUGUACGCUGAACCUUUGUUCCAAGAGGCAGUGCCAAACAUAUCUUCGACUGUGUGCAGUGUGUUGUUGGCAUUAGUGACGAUUAUUGCUGGGUUCAUUGCCGCGUAUCUGACUGACUUCGCUGGGAGACGGCCUCUGCUGAUCUACUCUUCCUUCGCAUCAGGCUUGUGCUGCGUGGUACUAGGCUCCCAGCUGCACCUCCACUGGGCACCACACUGGGUCACCGCAGUCGUCAUCUACCUGUUCACCACGGUCUACUCUUUAGGACCAGGCACCGUGCCUUUCUUGCUGGUGGCUGAAGUGUUCUUGCCUGAGGUAAAGAGCUUCAUGUCAAUGUUCGUGAUCGAGUGGGCGUGGUUUUGCAACUUCAUCAUCUUGUUCAUCUUCAACCCGCUGGUGUCCGCCAUCGGUCUGGGCCCUGUGUUCUACUUGUUCGCUGGAGUGUGUGCAAUAUCCACAGUCUUCUCUGUAGUAUACUUGCCCGAGACCAAGGGAUUGCCUGUCGACCAGAUACAGGCGCAUUUCGUCAAGAAACGAUAAUUUUAAGGAGAUUUUGAGAUUUAA
Pectinophora gossypiella (pink bollworm) is the source of this 1531-nucleotide messenger RNA. RefSeq names its product facilitated trehalose transporter Tret1-like. Gene Ontology annotation, molecular function: transmembrane transporter activity. The transcript is spliced from 9 exons. The record is from RefSeq and is a predicted model, not a curated record. The coding region runs from base 101 to 1507 and encodes 468 amino acids. Gene Ontology annotation, cellular component: membrane. NCBI's taxonomy places the organism in Eukaryota, Metazoa, Arthropoda, Insecta, Lepidoptera, Gelechiidae. Gene Ontology annotation, biological process: transmembrane transport.